Messenger RNA from Erpetoichthys calabaricus (reedfish), 2217 nucleotides. RefSeq lists its product as uncharacterized. Lineage: Eukaryota; Metazoa; Chordata; Cladistia; Polypteriformes; Polypteridae. The record is from RefSeq and is a predicted model, not a curated record. Bases 214 to 2205 code for a protein of 663 amino acids. The transcript has 5 exons.
UUUCUUCGCGCACGCCUUCCACUCAGUUGUUCCGCGUGUUCGGAGUUCAUAAAACAGGCAAAAGAGCAAACGAUAACUGGAAGCUUCUUUCCCAGUUCAAAUGGUCCUGCAGUGAGGUGUCCAAUGACCUCGAGACCAGGGCUGUCCAUGUGAGAAGGGAAUCUUGGAAGAGAAGAGCAGGCACUUGGAGGAGAGAAGAGUUUCCCACAGAGCAUGGCCUCAACCAAGGAUGAAGAAAUGGAUGCAAGACUGGAACCCUUUAAGCAAGAGUACUGUGAGUGGGGUGCAUCCAUGAACGUGUGCGUGAAGACAGAGGAUUGGGAAGGGGCAAUUUCAGAUUUUAAAGAGGAAGAGUUUGAGAAGAAUGUUGAAAUUAAAGGCGAGGAUGCGGGAGAUUUGCCAAUUACCCUUGAACAGCAAAAACAUGAAACUGGGAAUAUUGAAAGUCAAGGUAUGUGGGAUGAAACUCAUUCCAGUUUACAGCCCCAGUGUGCCAGUGCUGGACAACUGUUAUGCAGACAGGAUUCAAAGGACCUGAACUCUGCAUUACCCGAGUUUGAAGAGAAAGUCACAGAUGGAAACCGGAUAGACGAUGAAGGGCAGCAGUCAUCUAGGAAAGUGGGAAUGAGCAGACACUUUUUGUUGGGCGACUCAAAAGUGAAGAUUUGUCGACGAGUAUUUUUUAGACGGCACCCCGUGUUGGAUGAAUCCCUUUAUUUUCGUGGCGGCGACGAACUACUUGAACCUGAAGAAUACAAAAAAUUGGACUCGAGCAUAGAAUGCGAGAUUCCAUGUGAGCUGCAGGCAUCGAUCGUGGAGGAAGAUGUUCAGGAAUUUUUUCUUCAGGUGAAGAAAAAGAAAGCAAAAACCCGUAAAAAGUGCCGGGGAAGGAGCAAGCAUCAGAAGUGCUGCAAUCCAAAGACGAGCGAGAGACUGAAGAAGGAAUGUCCCAUGUUGUAUUGCGAGGCCCGCGUCGUUCACUUGCCUCGCCAUCUCCGAGAAAUCCACGGCUGGCCGAAAGAGCGGGCGCAAUCGGCGGUGCAGGCCUUUAUGUUAAGAAAGCCGUACACCACAACCAAGUCCAACAAGAGGAAAGCAAAAGAUUACCACUACUGCCGGCCCUGUCCAGUCGAUGGCUGCUUCUCUGUGGUUAAACGCUUACCUCCUCAUUUAAGGAAAGUUCAUCAGAUCGCCAGUGACUCCAAGCAGUACAAGAUGCUGCUUAGCAGCGUUAGCAGGAGAAACAAACAAAACAAAUGGAGCCUAAGUGACAGGCCGGACCUAAGCGGCCAUGUCACGUCAGACAGGAAUGGCGACGACAACGGACGUGAAAGAGUGGAGUCGGCAGGAAGGGGGAAUCGGGAAGAAACUGGAGGCCGUGCAAUGGCGGAAAGUGAAGAGAGUGAUACCGAUGUUGAUUACGCUCGACGGCACCCCGUGUUGGAUGAAUCCCUUGAUUUUCAUGGAGGCGAUGAACUACUUGAUCCUGAAGAAUACAAAGAAUUGGACUCAAGCAUAGAAUGUGCAAUUCCAUGUGAGCUGCAGGCAUCGAUCGUGGAAGAAGAUGUUCAGGAAUUUUUUCUCCAGGUGAAGAAAAAGAAAGCAAAUACUCGUAAAAAGUGCCCGGGAAGGAGCAAGCAUCAGAAGUGCUGCAAUCCAAAGACGAGCAAGAGACUGAAGAAGGAAUGUCCCGUGUUGUAUUGCGAGGCCCGCGUCGUUCACUUGCCUCGUCAUCUCCGAGACAUCCACGGCUGGCCGAAAGAGCGGGCGCAAUCGGCAGUGCAGGCCUUUAUGUUAAGAAAGCCCUACACCACAACCAAGUCCAACAAGAGGAAAGCAAAAGAUUACCACUACUGCCGGCCCUGUCCAGUCGAUGGCUGCUUCUCUGUGGUUAAACGCUUACCUCCUCAUUUAAGGAAAGUUCAUCAGAUCGCCAGCGACUCCGAGCAGUACAAGAGGCUGCUUAGCAGUGUUAGCAGGAGAAAAAACAAAUGGAGCCUAAGUGACAGGCUGGACCUAAGCGGCCAUGUCACGUCAGACAGGAAUGGUGACGACGACGACGGACGUGAGGGAGUGGAGUUGGCAGGAAGGGGGAAUCGGGAAGAAACUGGAGGCCGUGCAAUGGCGGAAAGUGAAGAGAGUGAUACCGAUGUUGAUUACGCUCGGUAUACUGGGGGUGACCCUUUACGUUUUCUUGUGUUUUGAGAAAUGGCUGCC